Stylonychia lemnae is the source of this 1383-nucleotide messenger RNA. Lineage: Eukaryota; Ciliophora; Spirotrichea; Sporadotrichida; Oxytrichidae. The record is from the annotation of a GenBank genome assembly.
AUGUAAACACACAUAAAUAACAGCUAUAUUGAAAACUCUUAAAUAUAUAAGCGAAACAACAAUAAAGACAUAGAAGAUAUCAAAUAAAAAUUAGAGAGAUACAAAGAUCUAAAAAAAGAAAUCAAUCAUCUAUAAUCUGCACGACUUAAAAGUCUGCUUACAUCUCAAACUGCCGAUGAAACCUCAAGGAAAUAAAAUUAAAAUUAGAACAAUAAUAACAGUAUUAAUAAUCAAGGUAUGAGUCCACAUCCCUCAGUUAAAGAAUUUUAGAGAAGUCCUCAAUUUAAUGUAUAAUCAAUUCACUCUAAAAAUCAUGCUAAUUCACAACUUAAUAGCUAUGCAAGUUUCAUGCCAAAUUCCCAAACACUUCCAUAAAUAAACUAGCAAUAAAGUCCCAAUGCAUCCUUCAUAGGUGUUCCUUAGCAUGCAGAGUUAUCUUCAAAAGUAAGGAAACUCAUCGGUCCUGAUGAGGAUUCUAGGACACCUAUAAGAAAGCCUAUAAAGAAUGGAAAUUACAACAAACAAUUAGCGAUGCCAUUUGAAAAUUAAUUAUCAACAACAAGACACAGUCCUGCAUUGAGAGAUGGGAGAAUUGAAUAAAUACUUGGAAUGGAGAUCGAAUCACCAAAGCAAUUUCUAAUAAAAAUUGAAGAUGAAAUUCUACAAGAAAUGAAGGAGGAAGAUGAUCCGCUAGUAGCAAUGCAAAACCUAUAGAAAAAGAAAACAUUCAAGGAUAAAGUAGAGUACUUCAAGCAUAGAUUGGAUGUUAGUCUUAAGAAGAAGGAAAUUGUACUUAAAUGCAUCAAUAAAUUUAGAGGAAUAGCUCUGUCAAUGGGGAAAUUUAUGAAAAUGCAUAAGGAUUUCAGAAACAUGAGGAUGCGAUACAAGGAUACUCAGCUUAAUGAGAUGGAUAAGCUUAUUGAAUUGAAUAUGAAAAUAGCUAGAUCUUGGAUCAUCUAACUCAACUCUACUAUCCUCAAGAAUAUGAUAGUCAAGAGCAUACUUUCAAACAUUCUUAAUAAUACUGUAAAGACAUAAAUGCCAGAUCCUCUAGUUAAAUUCUUUUAGCAACUAACUAAACUAGGCACAUUUGUUCCACCCAGCUUUUACAACAGAUUUGAGAAUUAGCAUUCGAUUUUAGAUGAGAUGGGCUCAACAACUAGACUAAAUACAGGACAAAGGAUGAUAAUCUUUGGUUUCUUCCUGUUUGAUAAAGUACUUCUUAGAGACCUGGGAUUCCAGCCUGGAGAUUCAUAUACUUAGAAUUAAAAUUUACAAUAGAAUGGCAUAAACAACAAUAGCAAUCAUUUGCUUCUCUAUCUAUUAUCUAUACCUGAUGCUUGUAAGUCAAAUGAGUUUUAAAAUGAGUGUGGGUAGUGGUGA